GCUGAUCUAGUGACUAUCAAGUGUUGCGUAAAAAAAAUCCCAUAUUGCAUGCUUCUCACGUGACCAGUCAAGAUACUAAUGCCCAAUAAAACCUUCAAGUUCAAGAAUUUACACUUUUUUUUGGACAUCUUGUUGCAGAGAUUUAGGAACUAGGAACAGCAUGAAACUACUUGCGACCUUGCUCUCAGCAGUGGUUCUCACGUCAGCUGUCACUCCAAACCUGAGACUCCAUACAAACAACAAUGUUGGCGCUGACUUCUGCAAGAUGUGCAUUAACUUCUCUGGAGAAGCCAUCAACGAGCUUUUGAAUAUUAUUCUAAAUAUGGGAGUUGUCGGAACCUGUGCCGAUAUCUGUGGUCUUGUAGAGCAGAAGACAGGAAGUGAAGUGCUUGGCGCCGUCUGCAAUAUACUUUGCGAUAUCGCAGGGGUUGAAGAGUUCGUAAAAUUGGUGGAAAAGGCUGACCUUGACCCCAUCUACCUGUGUGAACUGCUCAAAACCUGCCCAGUAUUUGAUGGAGGUGAUGCCACACUCACCCAGUUUGCUGUGAACCCAAGUAGCGGACCACAAGGCAAGAAGACACUGAACUUCAACUUCGUCUCUAAGAACGGGACCGGUACUGGAGAGAUCUAUUUAUUUAUCAACACAGUUGACAAGAUCCCAGUGGAGGGAUCCUUCUUGCAGGAGCCCCUGAAACCUGGACAGUACAACAUGGCUAUCGAUCUGGACGCCGAGCCUGACCCUGAUUGUGACCCAACCCAGGACUUCUGUGAGGAGUGGCUAGCUGGUGAUUACGUGGCUACUCUACAGCUAUGUAAUGGUGAGUGCGGCAGUAAGCAUCCCCACAGCAGGAUCUACGAUACCAAGAAUACCACAUUCACUAUCACCAAUUAAAUGACCAUAUUUUGUUACCGUUUAAACACAA
Molecule: messenger RNA, 923 nt
Organism: Biomphalaria glabrata
Lineage: Eukaryota; Metazoa; Mollusca; Gastropoda; Planorbidae
Product: countin-1-like
Exons: 7
Coding region: 161-892 (243 amino acids)
Source: RefSeq, a predicted model, not a curated record